GAUAUUUCCAUUUUCCAGUUGACAAUGGAGAAAUCCAUUGUCAACUGGAAGAUGGAAAUGUCAAUACCUGCAUGUGUGGUGCAGCAGGUUUGAAUGAAGGCAUCAUGCCAACACUACAACACAAGCACAAUGCAUCAAGAAUGCUACAAAACAACUCGGAGCAUGUCUCCAUUGUCAACUGGGAGAUGGAAAACUCAAUAGGUGUUGUUUGCUUUAGAAAUGAAAGAGAGCAGGGUUUGCCCAUGGCGUACCAUGGACCACAACAGCCCUGAGGGAGUGUUCAGCUAAGGGUACGGUAUGCUUAAAAAGAACCAACUUGUAGGAAAUAUUACACCCAACUACAUCAUUGGGAACCAAUGUGGGCGCAAAGCCGGGUGUCAUAGCCCCCUCUUAGCUGCAUCCAAGUGCCUCCUCAAUGUCUGACAGAGGGGCUCCAAUUAAAAUCACCAAAAGCUCAGGGAAGAGCUCAGUGUUGGAGGCGCUGUCAGGCGUGGCUCUGCCAAGAGGCAGUGGCAUUGUGACAAGAUGUCCUCUCGAACUGAAGAUGAAGAGAAGGAGAGAAGGAGAGGAGUGGUACGGGAAGAUAAGCUACCAGGACCAUGAAGAAGAGAUAGAAGACCCUGCCGAUGUGGAUAGGAUGAUUAGAGAAGCUCAGGUCAAAUUGGCUGGGGUCGGGGUCGGGAUCAGUGAUGACCUCAUCAGUCUAGAGAUCGCCUCUCCUAAUGUUCCAGACCUGACGCUCAUUGACCUGCCCGGCAUCACCAGGGUGGCUGUAAAGGGACAACCGGAGAACAUUGGAGAGCAGAUAAAAAGACUGAUCCAAAAGUUUAUCACAAAACAAGAGACCAUCAGCUUGGUAGUUGUUCCAUCCAACGUGGACAUAGCAACCACAGAGGCUCUGAAGAUGGCGCAGGAGGUGGAUCCUAAUGGAGACCGGACUUUGGGUAUCUUGACCAAGCCUGACCUGGUGGACAAAGGCACGGAAGAGUCGGUAGUUGAAAUUGUCCAUAAUGAGGUCAUCCACCUGAAGAAGGGCUACAUGAUCGUCAGGUGCAGGGGUCAGAAGGAGAUCACAGAGAGGGUGUCUCUUACGGAAGCGACAGAAAGAGAAAAAGCCUUCUUCAACGAUCAUCUGCACUUCAACACUCUCUACAAUGAUGGCCAUGCUGGUAUUCCUAAACUGGCUGAGAAACUCACACUUGAGCUGGUGCUUCACAUCGAGAGAUCUCUGCCUCGACUGGAAGAGCAGAUAGAGGAGAAACUUGCACAGACUCAAGCAGAGCUGGACAGAUAUGGCUGUGGACCCCCAGCUGACGCAGCGGAGAGAGUCUUCUUCCUCAUUGACAAAGUGACCGCAUUCACACACGAUGCCAUCAGUCUGACGACAGGAGAGGAGCUCAAGUGUGGAGACAAGUUCAAUGUCUUUUCUAUACUCAGAAAAGAGUUUGGGAAGUGGAAUGCCCAACUGGACCACUCGGGACAUAACUUUAACAAGAAGAUUGAGAGAGAGGUGGAGGGAUAUGAAGAUAAGUACCGUGGAAGAGAACUGCCGGGCUUCAUCAACUACAAGACCUUUGAGGUUAUGGUCAAGGAGCAGAUCAAACAGCUGGAAGAACCGGCUGUCAAGAAACUCAAGGAUAUAAGCGACGCGGUUAGGAAGGUGUUCAUUCAGCUGGCCCAAAGUAGCUUCAUUGGAUUUCCUAACCUUAUUAAAACAGCCAAGACAAAGAUCGAAGCCAUCAAGCAAGAAAAAGAGUCCACUGCUGAAUCCAUGCUGAGAACCCAGUUCAAGAUGGAGCUGCUUGUGUACUCUCAGGACAGGACCUACAGCAACAGCUUGAGUGACAGGAAGAGGGAAGAGGUUGUUGAUGAGGAAGAAGACCUGAGGAGUAUUGUGUACAGCAUGGAUAAUAGUGCAACAAUUCAGGAGCUGAUGUUGCACCUUCAAUCAUAUUACAAAAUUGCCGGCCAGCGUCUGGCGGACCAGAUCCCACUGGUGAUCCGCUACCAGGUGUUGCAGGAGUCUGCUGCCCAGCUGGAGAGGGAGAUGCUGCAGAUCAUUCAGGACAAGGAGAGUUUUGAGUUCUUGCUGAAGGAGGACUUCGACACUGGCACCAAGAGGAAUGCUUUGCAGAGUCGCUUUAAACGCCUCAUGAAGGCCCGCACAUUCCUGGUGGAGUUCUAGCCGAGAUCAGGCAUAGGCACACUGUGAACUGCAGCGUCAAGGUCAUUGGUGUAGGUAUUGUAGGCAUUAUAAAUGGGUUUUCAGAUGCCUGACAAAAAGUCUGUGGCAUUUAAAAUCUUUUUAGAGGAACCUUUUCUUUUUUUUUUUUUUAGAGGAACCAGUGCAAUGCUAACUUUCUGACGUAUUUUUAAAUAUAGCACGAGUCUGCUGUACUGCUUUUAUUUGUCAAAUAUAGUACAAAUGUGAAUGUAUUGCUAUGGCAUUUGAUUUUGUUAUGUAAAAUGGACACGUUUACUUUCGAUGUUACAUUUAGGUCUGAACAGUUCUAUAUCAGCGAGGGAUGAGUGGUCUUAAAUGUACUGUAAUAUGUACUUCUGCUGGCAUUCCGAGGGAAAGUAAAAUACAAUGCCUGUUAUUUCAUACAUUAAAAAUAGAUCAUAGGAGCCCAUUGUUUAAACCAUGUUUCUGAGAAGUCCAGUGUGAAUGCUUUGUAGUGGUUUCCUAUUAAUGGCUGAACCACUUUAAUCAAAUGGGUAGUUAUUGUUUCUCCAAGUGCAUCUUUUUCAUACUGGGCAAAUAUCUUUGAUUAAAUAAAGAAACAAUUUCACUUUAA
Molecule: messenger RNA, 2798 nt
Organism: Cyclopterus lumpus (lumpfish)
Lineage: Eukaryota; Metazoa; Chordata; Actinopteri; Perciformes; Cyclopteridae
Product: interferon-induced GTP-binding protein Mx-like
Exons: 12
Coding region: 416-2185 (589 amino acids)
Biological process (GO): defense response to virus
Cellular component (GO): cytoplasm; microtubule; nucleus
Molecular function (GO): microtubule binding; GTP binding; GTPase activity
Source: RefSeq, a predicted model, not a curated record